Molecule: messenger RNA, 762 nt
Organism: Aegilops tauschii subsp. strangulata
Lineage: Eukaryota; Viridiplantae; Streptophyta; Magnoliopsida; Poales; Poaceae
Source: RefSeq, a predicted model, not a curated record
AUGACUGGCCUCCAUCUCCAUGACGAGCGCGCCACCAGCGAACCCCGGAGAUCCAAGCGUUCCAGGCCGGAGGCGACGGCGGCGGAGCCUCCGGCACGCCGGACCAAGCGCGCCGAGGGCCAAGUUCCUCUGCGCAAGCGCGAGUCUCCGAGGUUUGCGCGACCACCCCGCCCCCUGGACUCGGACUCGGAGAGCGCGGUCGCGUCGCCUCCUCCUCCUGCUCCUCCAGCACGCGGCGCUGAGACCCCGGCUCCUCCGCCCAAGCGUCAAGCUGAGAGGGUUUCGCGACCAUCUUCGCCCCCUCCCGGCCAUCGGGAUUCGGAGGAUGUGGCCGUGGCUCCUCCUCCCGCGCGCCGCGUGAAGGCCCCGGCUCCUCCGCCCAAGACUGAGUGGCAUCGCAUCUCCUACAGACUCCGCAACCGUGUCGUCCAGGAUACCGGCAACCUCAAGCCCGCUCCCAGUCGCCACGACAACGGGUUUAGUGCUUCUGUUCUACUCUAUGUGAUAAUACCAUCCAGUGUUAACUCGAUAGAAAUUAAGCAUGAUCUAACAUGGCAAACUCCGACGUGUCCACGUGUGGCUUUGGAACACUACAACGACAUGAAUCAGGUGAUCCCAAAAACAUUGGUGGUUGUAGCCUGUGCUAUGAGAAUAUCAUGCAUCCUGCUGGGGGUGGAUACCACGGUGCCCAACCUCGAUCUGUUCGACAUGCUCCUGGUGGCCUACAGAUUUCAUUCAAGUUCUGAAUGUUGGAAACGGUAG